Molecule: messenger RNA, 3560 nt
Organism: Thrips palmi
Lineage: Eukaryota; Metazoa; Arthropoda; Insecta; Thysanoptera; Thripidae
Gene: Zip99C
Product: zinc transporter ZIP13
Exons: 5
Coding region: 427-1587 (386 amino acids)
Biological process (GO): zinc ion transmembrane transport; intracellular zinc ion homeostasis
Cellular component (GO): membrane
Molecular function (GO): zinc ion transmembrane transporter activity
Source: RefSeq, a predicted model, not a curated record
CGGGACGACUUGUAAACAAAACUCGGGACAGUCUGGCGGAGCUCGGCGGGCGCGUCGUUUCGUUUCGUUUCGUCCGUGAAUCAGUGACUCUGUUCGCGACAGCUACACUUUGUGGCUGUGUCUUGCCUGGCGGCGCCACUCGACUCUAGAUGGAUAAGCAGCUCGCGAUUGAUCCGCGGCUAGAUUGCGCCUGAGCGCGUCGAUAGCGGAGUGCAGAGGGAGCUGCUACCUCCAUCACGGGGCGGAAUCAGUGUGUUCUCCUCGACGACGGAGUGUAGGCAGUGGCCGUCCCCCGAAGCCCUACGCCCUUUCGGUGCUCGUCCCCCGCGCCGUGUCAGCUCCAUGUGGUGACUGUGCGUGUGCGCGCGUGUGUGACUCGGCCGUGCUGCGGUGCCUGCCAGUGUCCUGCCCGCCUCCAAGGCCCCCAUGUGCUCCACCAUGAACGUGAACCAGGCGGACUCGUCGUCCUGCGUCGGGGACUGGGACUGGGCCAACGUGACGACGGCCGACACACUGUACAGGAGGCUGUUCCUGGAGGUGUCGCUGCUGCUGCCGCAGAUGGAGUACCACCCCUGGCUGCUGUCGGCCAUCGGCUCGGUGGUCGUGGGGCUGAGCGGCGUGCUGCCGCUGCUCGUGAUCCCCAUCGAGACGGGCGCCAACAUGAAGCACGGAGCUGGAGCCAGGACGCUGAAAGUUCUUCUGAGCUUUGCGGUUGGUGGACUCUUGGGAGAUGUGUUUCUUCACUUGCUUCCUGAGGCCUGGGCAAGUCAUCAGAAGUUGGGUGGCUCAACUAAUGCUUCUUUCUCAGUGGGUGGUUGGGUCCUGACUGGACUAGUCAUAUUUGUGAUAGCAGAAAAAUUAUUUGCUCCUGCCGAUGAUGACGAUGAGGAUGAAGAGGAGGAGGAUGAGGCAGAGGAGAAUGAAAAUGUCCCAGUUCUUUUACCAGUGACUCGUUUGAAACAAAGUUCCUCUGCUGAAAACAACAAUAACGUACCUGUGGCAAACGGCAAGGCCAAAGUAGUCAACGGCCAUGUUCCAAAUGGUUCGAUUGCAACAAAUUCUCAAGUAAAAAAUGGCACAAAUUCAAAAGAUCAGAACAAGAAGAAAACUACGCUUGCUAAAGGAGGCAAACAGAUGUCUGGUUACCUCAACUUGAUGGCAAAUAGCAUUGACAACUUCACACAUGGAUUAGCUGUUGGUGGAAGUUUUCUCAUCUCUUUCCGUGUUGGAGCCCUAUCUACCUUAGCCAUUCUUGUACAUGAAAUCCCCCACGAAGUUGGUGAUUUUGCCAUUCUGCUUCGAGCUGGGUUCAGUCGGUGGGAGGCAGCAUGGGCGCAGCUCUGCACAGCAUUUACUGGGCUCAUGGGUGCUAUGGUUGCUGUAGCCUUCAGUGAAGCCAGUGGUUCAAUUGAAUCAAGAACAUCAUGGAUUUUACCCUUCACAGCUGGUGGCUUCCUCCACAUUGCCUUGGUGACUGUGCUGCCUGAAUUAUUGAGGGAGAAAAAUUCAUGGGAGUCCUUCAAGCAAAUGUCCUCUCUAAUCGCAGGCAUUGCAGUUAUGGCAGCCAUGACAGUUCUGGUUGAGUGAUGUGGAAAAUGAAACUAUGUUAAUUUGAUUAUUUUUUGGCUAAAUACUUAGUGUAAUUUUGCCUAAUUGACCCAUCACAUGUUUGUGGAGAUUGCAAAUGAAACUGAACACAAUCACUUUGAAGGCCCCUUAAAAUUUCAUAACUUUCACACCUUUGAACUGAAAUAAAAUGUCAUUUAAUUUGUCAAUGAGUAAGGUAAAAAAGAAUGAUACUGUGUGCUUCACUUUCAACAUUUGCUUUCUAAAAUUUGCUUGUGACACAAACUGUCAACAUAUUUACAGCAUUAAUGAAUAGUAUUAGCUAGGAUCAGUGCCAUAGUAGAAGUGACAAUAAACCAAGUGUUUGAGGUAAUUCUGCUGACAAAGAAACAAUUUUAAGUUUUCACUAUUUCUUCAAUGUCCUUAAAUACCUAUUGUUAUAAUGUACCAAAGAACAAUUCAUUACUUUUUACAUUUUCCUUAAAGUCAAAACUAGACAGGAGUGUAUUUUGUGUAUCAUUUCUUCUACGUUUUGAUUUUAUCUUCAAGUAAAAGACAUUGACUGAAGGUGCACUAAAUACUAGUGGCAUUUGUUUGAACUUGAUGUUUUAUUUCUUCUCUUUUGGUACUGUUCGGUUGUAUUCUAUAUUCUAAACUUUAUGAAAGUUGUGCAUCUAAUGGCUGUGACUGUAUGCUGAUUUUCUCUGUAGCUGUUUUACGACAACAACUAUGGAAGAAUUCUGUAUCGUCUAAGUAGUAGCAUAUCUCAAUAUUCAUAAGUGGAAUAGUCAUGUGUGUCAUCUUCCUAGAUUCCUCAGCUGAAGGGGAAACACAGCCCAUCUUUAAAGGGGUGUGGCUUUCAUGUUACUCAUUUUUUUAUGUAUGAUUUUUCUUCUUAAAUAGCAGCUCCCUUCCCAUUAAGGAAUUUCCCUAUUAUUGUUAUUAUGUAUUUUUUACUGUACAGUUUUAUAGUUGUUAAUAUUAACCCUUUUUACCAAGACCAUUUUAAACCAUUAUUUUCUCUUGUUGGUCUAUUACAUUAACUUUCUUGUCUUUAUAGUGUAGUGAAAAAUGUUCAAUUAUACAUUUUAUAUUGUGUUGAGACUCUCUGGUCUCCCUCCUGUCAAGACUGUUUUUGAUUGAAAACUCUCUUACAAAUUGUCAAAUUUUGCAUCAAAUUAUCCUUAUCAUUGGUAUACUAUUUGUUGGUAUAUUUGGCAUUGCUUUUUACUUUCUUUUUGUCAUGAUUGUAAACACAUUUUUCCACUAAUCCAUUUUAUUUGUAUUAUUGUACAUCUGUUUUCAAGGUUAUUUAUUCAAUAAUUCAUUUUUAUACAAUGUGCCAUGUACUGUUGAUGCGUGGUAUUCAAAGUUUAAGUUUGGAUAGGAGGAAGGUGGGGACCAAGCAAUUUCAUUGCAGUUUUGCAUCACAUGUAGCUGUUAAGCUGAGAUUAUUUCUGUAAAUACACAAUUGCAAUGGAUGUUGAGUAAAGAAGAUGGAGCCAUAGUGAAGUUAAAAUGAAAAAGCUUUUGGUUGGCUCAUCAAAUCUGAUAGUUGUUUGGUUGGUUAUAUUCCUGUCUACUAUAUCUGUUAAAAAUAAGCAUCAUCUCUAAUAUGAUUUGUGAAAAAGCAAUCCUUAGCCCAUACCUAGCUUGAGAAUGGGAAGCAUGAUACGUAGCUUUUAUUCCAGUGGUAUUUGCUAAGUAUGGAACUUUGUAGUGUAGGAUGAGAGCUCAUCUUUGAAGAUUAAUUAAUAUUACUGGCAAAUUGUGAUAUAUAAAUGUUAUAUUUUGUAUUUUAUAUGUAUGUUGAUCAAGGAUAAUAUUCUGAGUCGAAUUGACAACUUAAAUAACUGAUAUCAGUUUUGAGUGAGUUAAAGACAGCGAUCUUGUCAAGAAUGGAUAGUGUAAUUGAUUUAAGAGGAUUGUUUUCCUGAUAAGUAUUUCUUUCAGAACAAACUGUCAUUGAAACAAAUAAAACAAAGUAACAAGUA